GGACCCUGCAGGUGCAACUGUGAUUUUUCAGUAAUGUGCAGUGCAGUCGCAUCAGCAGAAGCGGUACGGUAGGCUGCAGCAGCGUCCCCGACGCGCCGCGGCUACCCAUCUUCAAACAUCAGCAAUCUAACGGAUUGGUUUGCAGAGAGCUAAAGUGUCUGUACUCUGAGAAGAAUAACACAGCGCUGCUGAUCACCGUUCGGGCACAACCGAGCGAGCCUGCCGUCAUGGCCUCGUCAGUGAGUGGAACGGAGGAAGUGCGCGGGUCGGCGUUGACGCCCCUGAAGUUGGUGGGCUUGGUGUGCAUCUUCCUCGCGUUGUGCCUGGACGUCGGGUCUGUGUUGAGCCCAGCGUGGGUAACCGCGGAUGAUCAGUAUUACCUGUCUCUUUGGGAGUCGUGCUGGAAGCCUGUUACCUCGGAAACCUGGCAGUGCAGCACCACAUUGGAGACGGACUGGCAGAUCGCCACACUGGCCUUGUUGCUUGGCGGAGCAGCUCUCAUUCUUCUCUCGUUCUUGGUGGCUUUGGUGUCAGUUUGUAUUGGAUCAAGGAGGCGGUUCUACAGACCUGUUGCUGUGAUGCUGUUUGCUGCAGUGGUCUUUCAGGCGUGCAGCUUGGUCCUCUACCCCAUCAAGUUCAUCGAGACCAUCAGCUUGAGAAUAUACCACGAGUUCAACUGGGGCUAUGGCCUCGCCUGGGGUGCCACCAUCUUCUCUUUCGGAGGGGCCAUCCUGUACUGCCUGAAUCCUAAGAACUAUGAAGAUUACUACUAAUCUCGCUUGACGACUCGAAUGCCUUCAGCACACCCCCUGGUGUUCUCCACUAUCUGUGACAAUAGCGGCUCAUGCACUGAACUGUUAGUUUUCUCCCCCUCUUUGCUGAACUGAUGCUGAUUACCUUAUGAACACAUAUGCACGCACCUACACGUAAAGACACACACACAAAGACACGCACAGGAUCACACACAGAAUGCACAGAAAAGUGCUGACUUCACUAAUGUGUGGACUUUGAUGAGGAAGUGAGAGUGUAUUUUCCAGUUUCCCAUUUGCCAGUUCCAAUCAUCAUCUUCAAUCUAUCUUGUUCAUAUCAUCAUUCUAUUAAGUCAUUAUCAUUCUCUAAAUCAAUCAUUCAAUUAAAACGUAUCAUUCCACACAGCUAUCAAACCAAAUCGGUCUAUCAUUUUUCUUCUUUCAUUUCCUGUCACUUUGAAACAUUUCUCUGUUAAAUUUUCAGAUCAACCAUAAAUCAUUCUUAGUACUAAUGACUCAUCUCUUUCUGAUAUGUUGCCAAAUGGACAGAGUAUGCAAUCAAAGAAAGAUAUCGCAUUUCAGUUCUGUGGAUACAGGAUGUUGCUUCAUAGAAAGUGGUAUCAUACAGACACGACCAUACAAGUGGGUUAUGAAUGUGACUGUACAUUACAGUACUGUAGUAGUAGGUUACCAAUGGUAUUAAAUUGUAUGUAAUGAUAUAUACUGUUGUUGUGCCAUCACAACGUGUAAACUUAGGAUGGAAGAUGUUUUAGCAGAGGUUCUCUCUAUAGAGUGAGAGAAUUGAGAGAAUGAAUGACUGGAGAGUGUAGAUGAGACAGGGACAGGGUCCCUACUGCUUUGACACCUGAUGGUGCGGAGGGGAGGGAAGUUCGAGACUGAUGGUGCGAAAGCAUUAUUGAAGUCCUUAAGACCUUUUUAUUGAAACACUUCAGAUAACCCUCACUCUAAAUCACACACACACACACACACCAGGAACAUACAAGCCCAGAGUACCAUUCUGAUGUGUUUACAGUUACAGUUAACAGAUCACUAGUAUAGUUGUUUACAUUCCUGUCAUGCUAAAAAUGCCCAUUCCCCAGGCACGUCCUAUCAGUUUGUGGAGCAGAAACUAAAAGAGACUACUCCACCGCUGCCACUCUUCACAGUAGUGGGGGUGAGGAACUCUAACUGUGUACGACACAAUCAAGUCUGUCUGGCAGUACAGUAGCAUAAUAGUCAGAAACAGUCUGUCGCUGCAGUGCUGCGGCUAGCCUGAAUGACCGUUGUUGAGCAUUGUGAAGUUUUGUCUGGCUAGCAGUGGCCUCCUCCACUGACACUUGUGUUUCAACUCUAACUCAAGAUCAUGCCCUGUUUUAGUCCUUUAAAAAAAAAGAAAAAGGGGUUCUUCAUAGAAAAAUAGGAUUUAGCAAUGUAGAGCAGAGAUCUUGUUGUUUAUAGCCAAGCCUUGGUAAUAGACUAGUUUCUGACCUAUCAAAAAAAGGUAAACUUUUCAUGAAUACCGAUGCAGGUACUGUAGAUGAAGAUGACCAGAAUUUAGAUAAGUGUUGACUUUGAGUGCAUGUGUAUGUAGGUGUGCAAGAGAUGUGUGUGUGUGUGUGUGUGAGUGUGUGUGUGUGUGUGUGUGAGAAUGCUUGUGUGUAUUUGGCUAAAGGCCUCUUCUGCUCUGUGUGUGCAGUCGUGACGUCGGACACUGGUUUCGAUACUAACACAAUAAACAGGUGAACAGAC
Molecule: messenger RNA, 2498 nt
Organism: Alosa alosa (allis shad)
Lineage: Eukaryota; Metazoa; Chordata; Actinopteri; Clupeiformes; Clupeidae
Gene: tmem47
Product: transmembrane protein 47
Exons: 3
Coding region: 228-773 (181 amino acids)
Biological process (GO): cell-cell adhesion
Cellular component (GO): cell-cell junction; membrane
Source: RefSeq, a predicted model, not a curated record